Molecule: messenger RNA, 8208 nt
Organism: Hemibagrus wyckioides
Lineage: Eukaryota; Metazoa; Chordata; Actinopteri; Siluriformes; Bagridae
Product: membrane-associated guanylate kinase, WW and PDZ domain-containing protein 3
Exons: 21
Coding region: 778-5172 (1464 amino acids)
Biological process (GO): signal transduction
Cellular component (GO): cytoplasm
Molecular function (GO): protein binding
Source: RefSeq, a predicted model, not a curated record
AGACACAGACACGCACUCGCCUAACCGGCAGUUGACUGCGCGCGCGCGUCGGCAGCGGCUGUAUGAAAUCAUCGCCUGUGGUAGACAAAGCUGCAAGCACGGUUGGGCGAUUAGAAGAAACGCCUGGUGUUGCUGGUGUUGAGAAUAAACCAGACAGCUCCAUCCCCCCCGAGUUCGUGUGGAUAAUCAGUGGCUGGUCAGUGAUGUCAGGUGCGUGGAGACCGGAUAAAAGCGGAAUGACAGUUUCAGCCAAUCCGGCUACAGAUGUGAUGAUGGUCUUCUUCAUUUAUUAGACUAAAUGAUAUGUUUGUAGUGAUGUCAUUUUAACACACUGACAUGUACGUCCUUCUGAAAGGGGUCACUCGUUAGGUGGUGUUAUUUUAUGUACACAGCCUACUUGAUGCUCUCGAGCUCGCUGGGAGACUUGCAAAGGAAACCUGUUUUUUCACCCAUCAGUUUUGUUUACUGAUGUGAACUUGGAUAACUUGUAAGCAAUCAGGGACCAUAUUUAGUCGUAGCGCGCGCCUUUCUCAAUCUAAUUCUGCUCAACUUCAAAUCAUAGCCCAAAGCUUUAAAAUAAUUUAUGAUCUAAAUUCGCUUCCAGCUUCUUUUUUAAAGUGUAUAGCUGCAUAUCUCGACCGCGUCAUGUAGCGAGACUCGGUUUUUGAGUGAUGAGGUUGGAGGAGCAACAUCUGGACAUCUGCGCGCUGAUGUUGGGCUGAAAGCAGAGUACCUGAUUCCUGCUGAAAGCUGAACUGAGGGAAGGAGAGGAGCAGCAUGUCCAAAGCGCUGAAGAGGAAGAAACACUGGUCGACCAAAGUGCGUGAGUGCGCCGUGUCGUGGGGAGGCGCGGGCGAGUUCGGCUCCGUGGUCGAGCUGCUCGGAGGAGCUGAACAUGGCCUCUUCCCCUUCCUCGGACACAUGGACCUCGACGCACUCGUGUGUCACGUUGGCUCGCUGCCGUACUACGGGGACGUGCUACUGGAGGUGAACGGCACGCCCGUGAGUGGCCUAACCAACCGAGACACGCACGCCGUGAUCCGCCACUUCAGAGAGCCCAUCCGCAUAAAGACCGUGAAACCAGGCAAAGUGCUAAACACAGACUUGAGGCAUUACCUCAGCUUGCAGUUCCAGAAGGGUUCACUGGACCACAAAUUACAGCAAGUCAUCCGGGACAACCUUUACCUGCGUACUAUACCAUGUACAACUCGUCUGCCCAGAGAAGGAGAGGUUCCUGGAGUGGACUACAACUUCAUCAGUGUAAGUGACUUCAGGAUCUUGGAGGAGAGUGGAUUACUGCUGGAGAGUGGAACUUAUGAUGGAAACUACUAUGGCACGCCCAAACCCCCUGCAGAGCCGAACUUGGUUCAGCCUGAUCUGGUUGACCAGGUGUUAUUUGAGGAAGAAUUUGGAACAGAAGUUCAACGGAAGCGCACCACCUCUGUCAGCAAGAUGGACCGCAAUGACAGUGCUGUCCCUGAGGAGGACGACGAUGAGGAGCGACCAGCACUUCCAAAUGGCCUUCCAGAGGGAAGUGAAGAGUGGAGGAGGCCGGUGCCCAGCUACACUCAAUCUAACAGCAGCAGCAGUGUCACUCGUGGAGGUGGCAGCAGCAGUAGUGAGCUUGUUCGCACCUGGAGUUCUCUCUCCAGAGACGACAGCCUCGAACCUCUACCAUACAACUGGGAGAUGGCCUACACUGAAACGGGCAUGGUCUACUUCAUUGAUCAUAACACAAAAUCUACCACGUGGCUGGAUCCUCGCCUUGUCAAGAAAGCUAAACCACCUGAAAAGUGUGAGGAUGGAGAGCUUCCAUACGGCUGGGAGGAGAUUGAGGACGCACAAUAUGGCACAUACUACGUUGAUCACAUAAACCAAAGAACCCAAUUUGAGAAUCCGGUUGUAGAAGCAAAGAAGAAACUUGCACAAGAGGCUGCAGCUGCAGCACAGAGCCAAAAGGGGGCAGCACCUGCUCCAGGUGGUGAAGGGGGAACUCCAGGAUUCACUCGUGACCCCACUCAGCUGAAGGGCGAGUUAUAUCACACGGCUUUGAAAAAAAGUGCUCAGGGUUUUGGCUUCACCAUAAUCGGAGGAGACCGAUCUGAUGAGUUCUUGCAGGUGAAGAAUGUCCUGGCAGAUGGACCAGCUGCACAAGACAACAAGAUGGCCUCUGGUGAUGUAAUUGUGGAGAUCAAUGGCACACUGGUCCUUGGUAAGACCCACAAUGAUGUGGUGCAGAUGUUCCAGUGCAUCCCCAUUAGCCAGUAUGUGGAUAUGGUCUUGUGUCGUGGCUACUCACUGCCUCCAGAUGUACAGGAUGACAAUGAAGAGCUUCCUCCUCCUCCACCUCCUCCUCCCUCAGCUGGUGAAGUGGUAACAGCUGUACCCCUCAUCAAUGGGCAGCCACUGCUAGUGAAGGGUGAUGCUUUGAAUGCUUCGUCCCAGGAGCUCCACUACCUCACUACUGAUGCCAGUGGGAGGCCUAUUGUGGCGGCACUACCCAACAUUCCUACUGCUGCUGAUGAGAGGCCUGAGGGUGGAAUGCUGCAGCCAGAGUUGGUCACUGUGCCUCUCGUGAAAGGCCCAGGUGGGUUUGGAUUUGCUAUUGCUGACAGUCCACUGGGCCAGAAGGUGAAGAUGAUCCUGGAUGCGCAGUGGUGCCGUGGCCUGCUCAAGGGGGACGUUAUCAAGGAGAUUAACAGGCAGAAUGUGCAGACGUUGAGCCAUGCACAGGUGGUGGACAUACUCAAGGAGCUGCCUGUGGGAAGUGAGGUCAACCUGCUGGUGCUGCGAGGAGGUCAGACUUCACCAGUAAAAAGUCUUAGACCUAGACAGGAAAUAAGUGCCAGCCUAGAGACUUUGGACCAGUGCCAUGAUGUCGGAGCCCCCCAAGCGCUAACUUAUUAUUCAAGCACAUUGCCCAGUAGCUCCCCGAGACGAGAUGUCACCCUCCGCCAGUGCAAGCCCAAGGGCCCUGUACAUGAGUCUGGACAGAGAGCAGUGCCUCAGUAUAAAGAGCUGGAUGUGUUUAUAAAGCGAGAUCAAGAGACAGGAUUUGGCUUCCGGGUGCUCGGAGGAGAAGGGCCUGAGCAGCCAGUAUACAUUGGUGCCAUCAUAGCCCAGGGAGCAGCAGAGAAAGAUGGUCGUCUGCGAGCAGGGGAUGAGCUAAUGGCCAUUGAUGGUAUCACAGUAAGGGGCAAAUCCCACAAGCAAGUUCUGGAUCUGAUGACCAAUGCAGCUCGCAAUGGACAGGUGCUCCUGACUGUGCGGCGCAAAGUCAUCUACAGGGAUAUAUCUGAUGAUGAAGGGGCACAAAACCUGGCUCCGGUAUUAAUGAAUGGUUCUCCAAAAACACCACGGAUUCAAGUCCCAAGUGUCUUGGACCAUAAUAUGAUGGAUAUUACACUCCAUCGCAAAGACAACGAAGGCUUUGGCUUUGUCAUACUCACUUCCAAAAGCAAACCCCCACCUGGAGUAAUCCCUCAUAAGAUUGGUCGAAUCAUUGAGGGCAGUCCAGCUGACAGAUGCUGUCUGUUAAGUGUGGGUGACCGUAUCUCUGCUGUUAAUGGCCGCUCCAUUAUCGAGCUCUCUCAUAGCGACAUUGUGCAGCUUAUUAAAGAUGCUGGCAAUGCUGUCACACUCUCUGUAGUUCCUGAGGAUGAAUACAAAGGCCCACCCUCGGCAGCCAGCUCAGCCAAACAGAGCCCAGCUUUGCAACACAGGACAAUGAAAUCCAGCACACAGGAGGAGAGAUAUAAUCUUGAUCCGGAGGAGAUCAGGGAUGAGCUGGUCUGGGCCGAAUAUAAAAUGAUAACAGAUAAAGAAAAAGAAACACUAUGUGGGACAAGCUCAAAACAGGGUUGUAUUCUUGUGGAGUUAGAGCGUGGCCCACGUGGUUUCGGUUUCAGUCUGAGAGGAGGGACAGAGUAUAACAUGGGCCUCUACAUCCUGCGAUUGGCUGAAGAUGGCCCUGCGCUUCAGGACGGCAGGAUUCAGGUUGGAGAUCAAAUAGUGGAAAUCAAUGGCGAGCCCACGCAGGGUAUCAGUCAUACCAGAGCCAUCGAACUCAUCCAGGCUGGAGGAAACAAAGUACUGCUGCUCCUGAGACCUGGACCAGGGCUUGUGACUGACAACAGCCCUGAAGCACCAGAUCCAGCAGUCUCUUCACAUCUGAACUCUCAAGAUGACGUUCUCCUCAAAGAGCAACUGCCAUAUGAAUCUACAGACUUUUCAUUCUGCUCACCCCUUACUCAACCUUCCUCACCCCCAUUAUCUUUAGAGAAGAGACAGGACAGAGACAUUUGGAACCACCCUUCCCUCUCUCCAAACCUUGCCAAGUCCAGGUCCAGUCUUUCUCCUCGUCCAAAAAGCAACAGCAAAGCCAGGAGCACUAAACCUCAAAACUCUGUUUCUCCCUCAACUGUAAAACCAAUACGUGACAAGAGAAGUAAGUCUAGAGAAAAUAAUAUUGACUCUGGAAGUAUAGAAUCGAAACUUAAUGGUCCAUCUAAUACCAAAGAUGAUCUACCACAUUGCUCACAAGAUCCCACGAAGCCCAAGAAGUCCAGCAAACGCCAACCAAGCCGCACGAAAAGUCACAAACAGUCAAAUCAAUCAGGACAGGAAAGGGGGGCCAAUGGAGAAGACAUUUGCUCAAAGAGGUCAUUUCAAAGGGAGGAAAAGAAUGAUAGUAGUGAGAGGGUAGGAAGGGAUUGCUCGAGAGGGAGGCAGAGAACCAAGAAGAGAGAGGGCAGGAACAGAAAGAAUGCUGAAACAAAUGGACGAGAAGAAGUGGUGGAGGCUGGGGCAGAGACAAAAGAAGAGCUGAAGCUGACAAGCGUGAUUAGACAGGACAAGCCAUUAGAGGUCAUGGAGAAAGAACAAGACACCAGCAAAUCCACAGUAAAAAAAAGUGGGAGUCAUCAUAAAAAAAAAGAGGACAAGCCACAGCAAAGAAAGAGUAAAGAACGACAGAGUAAUUCAAAGAGAAAUAAACAGGGUAAAGAAUGGGACAUCGAGGUAUAUGAUAUAGUAAUAGAAAAAGGGGACCAAAAUGAAUGUGAGGAUGAUCUGAUCAUGACACAUGCACCAGAUCAAAACGAUCACUGGACAGUACCCAGCUUUGCACGCAUUUUAACUCAUGACGAGGUCAUGCGGGAUUUGUACGGGUAACUGAAGCAUGCAGCUCACAUUGUGGAGAGAAACGUGGCUUCUUUGCUUUCUUCAGAAUACUGUUCUGCCAAUUCACAAUUUAACCAUGUUUACAAAGCUGCCAUACUCUGUCCCUCUUUUUCCACAGACACUCAUCUGACAGUGUAGAGUGGGUUUCAUUAUGCUCCCAGUGAGUCCAUUAUUCCUCUAUUUUAAUGCACAGGAUGGAUAAAAGCAGUAAAAAUUGAGUUGCUGCUAUUCUGCUCUUAUCCCCAUAAUGCUAGGGGCAGAGAGGCUUGGACUAGAGCAUCUGUUCCUUACAAAACAUCUGCUGUGACUAUGUGGUCAAGUCAACAGGACCUCAGCUCUGCCCUAAUGUUUCCACAUUGACAGCUUUGAAAUAUGCGGAUUCUCGGCUGUCCAUCACAAUGCAGUUCAUUCAUAUGCAAUGAAAGGGACCAUACCCCUCUCCAAUCACCAAAAUAAUGAACACGAACUUUUAUGUUUUGAGUUUUAUUAUAUGUCCUCAAGUCAUAUUGUCCCUACUGAGAUUAUUGCCUCUAUUACUGCAUGCAAAAACUGACCUUUAUCCCUCAACUUGCUUUUGUUGCAUGCUUUUGAAAUAUGAGUUUCAAACACACUUUUAACAAAGGACUUUACAUAGAGGUUUGAGGCUGAAUUCUCUGCAGCAAACUAGCUUUAAGGACUUUUGUAGACUGUUCUCUGACACUGACAUGCCUAAAUUCUUGAUCUUCAAAUCAUAUUAUUAUUGCAAAAGACCAGAAACUUGUGCUUCUUUGCUAUUUCUAUGAAACAUUAGUUGUGUAUAAGCAUAGAGACAUGUAGCCAUAUCGACUCACUGAACGUGAUGUAUACAGUUACGUAAAGUACGCGGUAGCUUUUACAUGGUAGCAACUAUUUUGACCCAUCACAAAACUAAUGGUACAUGCAGAAGUGUCUUCAAGUGUCUUGUGAUACUGGAUGUCUCAUUUCUUUGACUUUUUCUGGAUGUCUGUCUACAAAACCAAUGUAAAUGCAGGCAGUUGAGCUCCGGAACUAAUGAAAUAUGACUAAUUUCAUAUACAUAAUAUAUUUUUCAGAUGAUUAUUAUGGUUCACAAUUCUCUAAAUGUCUCACACAUCUUUGUGAAUGGCAAAUAUAUUCAAUAUAUCAAAAUACCAGUCUAUGGUAAGGUGAAAAUUUCUCAAAAUAGAAAUAUUGAAGGUAUUGUGUCCACUGAUUUAUCAUUUUCAUAAAUCUGUAUUCACUUUCACUCAUAAGAAAAAUGUUGUGUAGCAUCAUUAAGGGCUGAUUUAUGACGCUGGACGGAUGGAUUCAUAAGGGGACAUGCUUCAUCAGAACCAAAGGAUUGGUGAACAGUGUGUGUGUUCUGUGUGUAUGUCGUGACUCACCUCAGGUUGUGAACUGAUAUAGAAUAGCUAAUGGUCCUCUGUGAUAGCUUUGAUGUAUUGAAGCCAUUCACUUUCACCAUAAGCUUUUCAGGCUGCUCUGAUCUGUUACAAAUGAUGAAUCAUUGGACACAUCCGGAAAGCAUACAGUUCCUUUAUUCUUUUAUCAGUGACAAAUGAUCAAGAGUUGUGGCUAGAUACAAACAGGGUUGCCACCACUUUAUGUCAGGAACAUUCAGCUGAAUUCUGGUUUGAUAGGAGAAACGGACACUAAAGAAAAAAGUCACUAAAGUUUUCAGCACCAUGCCAUUAACUCUGUACAACCCAGAUCUGUUAGUAAUGUUAUGGAAUGAAAUGGUGUCCUCUUACAUCUUUUCAUCAACAGGUGAUGAAAUCUGAAUGGUCAUGUCUAUGUGCUCUAAGAUGUAAAUGUUUAUAUAGUGUACAGCGCCUUUAUAAAUGUGAUGUUGUGUGCACACUCAUAAGAAAGAAUAGAGAUCUGUAAAUUGACGUCAUUAUUUUUGUAUUCAAAUAUUUAAGGUGGAUAAAAACAAAAUAACAUACCCUUGUUCAGGUAAUGCACUGUAAAAUAAAGUCAUUUAUUCUCCAUGAAUUGCCCAUUUCGUUAAAAAGUGUCAAUGUUGUUUUCUUAAAAAAUAAACCUUGUGAAAUUUGUCAGUCUGUUUGAGAUGGAAUCUUAUAAGGCGUGCAAUAUUUAAAACAGAUUCAGAUAAAUAUUAUCUAAAAUAUCUAAGUUCGAUGUUUCCCAGCUGCUUCAGUAAUGCAAAAAGCAUGUGCUGAAUGUUGGAGAUAGUGCCAGUGAAUACUUCACAAAUGACUUGCUGGAUGUCUCCUUCAGCAACCGAGGACAAGGUAUUUUGGUACCUUCUUCUGUUAACCCUAGUUUAACUUUUUAGUUUGGAGCUUGCUUUAACCAUGAAGGCAGUUGUAUCAAAUUUCAUAUUUUAUCAAAUAUUUUAUCAAAGUAUGAAUAUUUUAUUAUUAUUGCAUUUUAAAUUUUAGUUCAUUUCAUUAUAUUAGAAUGAAGAUAAAACAUGCAUUACUGUCUGAAAAUACACUGUAUUUUUUGUACUCUGACACACAAUUCACUCAAAGGGCCAUGCAAAUGUCAAACACUUCCCCCAUCCCUUCACCUCCGUUUGAGGAGCAAUUUUUUAAACGGGGCAAUGACAUUACACUCCUGUUUAGGGAAAGUAAAAGCAGCAUGGUAUAUAGCUAAUAGUUUGUGAUUUCUGGGGCAGGUAUUAUCAGCAGGAAUGCUGUUGUGACUCUGUUACUAUCUCUUACGUAGGAGCACUUUGGAAUCCUGAAAUGUUCUGUGCUGUUAUGAAAACCAUGUGCACAUAUCUGAAUGAAUAAAGUCUGGUGGCUUCACAAUGCUUGUCUUGUAACACAGCUAUAGAGUUUGGCACUAAAGCCUACAGAAUAUGCAUUACAUGCAUUCACAGGAACUCCUACAUUUUUAUUAUAAUUUGAUUUAGUGUAAAUUCAGCUCUGGUGAUAAUGUGAUAAACAUGUGAUAUGUGUUUGCUUCAUUUCCUUGCUAAUGUUAAUAUUCCAAGAUCGGGACACCUUAUGAGUUUUUGUUCUGUGCCAAGCUCCAAAAUUCACUUUUCUGAAAGAUUAA